Hyalella azteca is the source of this 1971-nucleotide messenger RNA. Its product is annotated as kynurenine aminotransferase-like. The transcript has 9 exons. Gene Ontology annotation, molecular function: L-kynurenine:2-oxoglutarate transaminase activity; pyridoxal phosphate binding. Gene Ontology annotation, cellular component: mitochondrion; cytoplasm. The record is from RefSeq and is a predicted model, not a curated record. NCBI's taxonomy places the organism in Eukaryota, Metazoa, Arthropoda, Malacostraca, Amphipoda, Hyalellidae. Gene Ontology annotation, biological process: biosynthetic process. The coding region runs from base 33 to 1529 and encodes 498 amino acids.
UAUACUCUUAAAAAUGUGUUUGUCUUUCAGAAAUGAUUUUCUAUAUGGGUAAAUAUCAAUGCAUUAAUUUUGCCAGAGUAGGUUUGGGGUGUUCUUUAAAUAAGUUUUCUUUUAAAUACUAUAGCCUUUUUAAUACAAUUCCUCCACUGACCAAACUUUCAUUUGCUUGCCCUUGCAGUGUAACUUUGUGCCCAAAUUUAUCCACAUUUGAUCCAAGAUUUGUGCACACAUCAUCUGCCAUCAUGAGUAGUACUUCUGUACCUCCUCCUGCUUUGAAAACCAAAGGAAUUGAAAAAAGUGUCUGGGUGGAAUUUAUCCAACUUGCUUUAGAAGCCAAACCACUUAAUUUGGGUCAAGGAUUUCCUGACUUUGCUGCUCCUAACAAUGUCCGCAAAGCUCUGUCCAAGGUCUGCAUGGAUGCUGAGAAUGUGCUUCUGAAUCAGUACACUAGAGGCUAUGGUCAUCCACGCCUUGUCAAUGCACUCAGCAAGCUUUACACCCAAGAGAUGGGCCGGCCUAUUGAUGCCAUGAAUGAGGUCUUGGUGACUGCUGGUGCUUAUGAAUCUCUUUUUGUGGCUAUCAUGGGACUUGUCAACCCUGGCGAUGAAGUUGUCAUCAUUGAACCUUUCUUUGACUGCUACCAACCGCAAGUGAAGAUGGCAGGUGGCGUCCCAGUCUUCGUUCCUCUAAGACCUUCUAAAGUUGGAGGCGUGACAUCAUCUGCUGACUGGAAGCUCGACCCAGCUGAGCUAGCAGCUGCCUUCUCAAGCAAGACUAAGGCCAUCGUAGUGAAUACUCCUAAUAAUCCUCUUGGCAAGGUUUUUAGCCGAGCUGAACUAGAAAUGAUUGGCGAUCUUUGCAAGAAGCACAACGCCAUUGCCAUCAUGGAUGAGGUGUACGAGUGGAUGACUUUCACUGGCGAAGAGCAUGUCAGGAUGGCAACACUGCCUGGGAUGUGGGAACGCACCAUCACCAUCGGGUCUGCAGGCAAGACAUUCUCUGUGACCGGCUGGAAAAUUGGCUGGACCAUUGGACCUUCGAACCUCUUGGCGGGACCUAAAGUCGUCCACCAACAUUCAGUGUACACCUGCACCACGCCAGUACAGGAAGCUGUCGCGAUUGGCUUCGAGGAGGAGAUCGGGCGUCGAGACUCGCCGGAUUGCUACUUCAAGUCCCUGCCAGCAGAGUUGGAGGGCAAGCGCGACCUCAUGAUUUCGAUCCUGCAAGACAGCGGCCUGCACCCCAUCGUGCCACAGGGCGGUUAUUUCAUACUAGCUGAUGUGCGGGACAUCAUGACCAAGGUGGAGGUUGGCGGGGAUCCCAAUGAACCCAAAGACUUCCGCUUCGUCAAGUGGCUAUCUAGGAGCCGCAAGCUGCAGGGCAUUCCUCCUUCUGCUUUCUUCUCCGACGAGCAUAAAAGCAUCGGGGAAGACUACAUUAGGUUCUGCUUCAUAAAGGAGGAUUCCAAUCUCCUGAAGGCUGGUGAAAUCCUGAAGAAGCUCAAGGAAGACCUUGCCGCCAAACUCUGAUUGCCUUUCAAGCGUUCAUAUCUAUUAAAUUUGUGAACUACUGUCAAUUGGUUAACUGCUGCACUUGCUAUACGCGUUUAUGGUAGCUCAAUCAGUUAAUUUAUUGAAGCUCUUCUCGCAACAACACGCCUGUGAUAUGGAGAGUAUUUUCCAUGCAAUUGUAAAUGACAAUUCGAUAUAGAAAAAUUUGUAUUUUUAUGAAACUCUAAUAAGAUCCCAUGAAAUAUUUACAUUGUUGCAAUUUUCUCAUCCUGUUUAUUUCUAUACUCCCGUCAUUGCAAAGUACAUGUUUUUCUGAAUUGCUAAAAAAGUUUGCCAGUAUUUCUUACCCUAUCUUCCAAAUCACCCCGUCAAGGGAGACUUCUUACGUAUGUCUGUCUCGACUGUCUGUGGUCUUUAGUCGGUCUGUCUGUCUGUGCUACGGGAUUUCGUGUUCUUAGGG